This is a messenger RNA of Labrus mixtus (cuckoo wrasse), 1514 nucleotides long. RefSeq names its product homeobox protein DBX1-B-like. Gene Ontology annotation, molecular function: DNA binding; DNA-binding transcription factor activity, RNA polymerase II-specific. NCBI's taxonomy places the organism in Eukaryota, Metazoa, Chordata, Actinopteri, Labriformes, Labridae. Gene Ontology annotation, biological process: cell differentiation in spinal cord; regulation of transcription by RNA polymerase II. The coding region runs from base 241 to 1221 and encodes 326 amino acids. The record is from RefSeq and is a predicted model, not a curated record. The transcript has 4 exons.
AACUUGUGCGCGUGCACGUGUGCUUGAGUGUGUGUGUGUGUGUGUGUGUGUGUGUGUGUGUGUGUGUGUGUGUGUGUGUGUGUGUGUGUGUUCGAGUAGGAGUGUGUGUGUUUGAGUAGGAGUGUAUAAAACCACUACAACAGAGCGCUCAGACCUCAGAGUGGGUUCUUGUUGUUAGGGUGCCUUAUUACUUUUUAGCUGAAUUUAAAACUAUCAAACAAAAAGAAAAGUUUUCCCAUCAUGAUGUUUCCCUGCAGCGCCCUGCCGCCUCCUCUCUGCCCGGCCUUACUGCGUCCUCCCGCGGCUCUCUCCUCUCCGCUGACCCGCUCACUCCCAUCAGGCUUUCUGGUUGAAGAUUUGCUGCGGUUAAGCCAGCCCGUCAGCUACAUUCAUCGGACCGUCUCUUCUAGAAGUUUAGGGGACAUGUUCACCAUCGGCCCGGGGCUUGGCGCUUCUUCCCGGGCGUUGGGACACGGCACCGAGCGGUGUGUGCUCCAGAACUCCGGUCAGCCGAGUCAGAACAGCCCCGGCUCUCCGCAGACCGCCUGCCCGGACUCAGGGUACCUCAAGUUCGGUGUCAGUGCGAUACUGGCCCCGUCUACACGGAGCGUCCAGAGUUUUCAGACCAAGUCUUUACCUCUGCCUUUUUUUGAUGGGAGCCUCCAUCCUUUCCUCAGAGCAUCCUACUUCACAGCCUCCUCCUCUGUGGUUCCUGUACCAGGCACGUUCUCCUGGCCCCUGGCCCCCAGAGGGAAGCCCAGGAGGGGCAUGCUUCGGCGGGCCGUGUUCUCAGACCUCCAGAGGAAGGCGCUGGAGAGAACUUUCCAGAAGCAGAAAUACAUCAGCAAACCCGACAGGAAGAAACUGGCCAAUAAACUGGGACUGAAAGACUCCCAGGUGAAGAUCUGGUUUCAGAACAGGAGGAUGAAAUGGAGAAACUCCAAAGAGAGAGAGCUGCUGUCAACGGGCGGAUGUCGACAACAGACCCUGCCCACCAAAACCAACCCCCACCCAGACCUCACGGACGUAGGCAGCACUUAUUGCCAGAGUUUGGACAGGAAUGCACCCAUCAGCCAAUCACAGCUGGAAAGCCAGGAGUUGCAUAGCCAACAGCACCAACAUCAUCGUCAUCAUCAUCAUCAUCAUCAUCACAGUUCCUCCUCUCCGUCAGAGUCGAGCAAACAGUCCGAGUCAGAAAGUGAAGAAAUCACAGUCUCAUAGAGUUAUGGACACUGUUGGUUUGAUGUAAAUAAACAGAGUCUUUGAAUGGGCUCCAUACACAGCUGUGUUUUCUCAGCCUUACCCCCUCAGUGCCAUGUUUCUGUACAAUGUUGUUUAUAUCACUUUAAUAUGUAGUUCAGUUUAUCUAUAUAUGAGGUACACUGAGCUGUUUUAGAUAUUUGUAGAUUGAAAUGAUCAAAACUAUUAAAUAUUCAAAUGUUUUCUUUUCAUAUAUUUGUAUUCUUUAUAUUUCUAAUAAAACUUGAUAUAACCAAUUUUAAAAAGUCUCACUG